This is a messenger RNA of Anoplophora glabripennis (Asian longhorned beetle), 6544 nucleotides long. RefSeq names its product dual specificity protein phosphatase 7 (gene Mkp3). The coding region runs from base 1 to 1218 and encodes 405 amino acids. The transcript is spliced from 5 exons. NCBI's taxonomy places the organism in Eukaryota, Metazoa, Arthropoda, Insecta, Coleoptera, Cerambycidae. The record is from RefSeq and is a predicted model, not a curated record. Gene Ontology annotation, biological process: negative regulation of MAPK cascade; protein dephosphorylation. Gene Ontology annotation, molecular function: protein tyrosine/threonine phosphatase activity; MAP kinase tyrosine/serine/threonine phosphatase activity. Gene Ontology annotation, cellular component: cytosol; cytoplasm.
AUGAAAAGGGCACUAACCACUAAACUUGCUUUGUUAGAAGAGGAUUCAGAUUGUGAAAAUGCUGAAUUGGUUGAUGUUUUUUAUGUGCCGCCAGAAACAGAUGAAAUUACAGAUGAGGAAAACUUUGACGAAAAUAUUAUUGGAGAAGAGGGAUUGCAGACGGAUAAUGCAGGAACGUAUGAAAUACAACCAAGUAUAGAUAGUGAUGAUGAUUUGGAAGAUGACCACUGUUUGCAUCUUGCUUCUACCAUUCGAUGUAUUGUUUUAUUUGUUGUUGCAGAUGGAUUUCCAACGUUCAGGUCUUCGUUCCCCGAAUGGUGCGACAGUUGCUCCGAGCUACUGGAUACCUCCGGCGGGACCCUCACUGCUCCCACGGGACCGGAUCCGCUGCCUCUCAUGGGGUUGAGGUCGCUCCGCAUUUCCGCUCCUCCGCUGCACCGGCCCCACAGAAGCUGCGACAGUCUCUCCUCCACGGCCAACAGCUCCACCGACAGUUCCGAUACAGAUGACAGAUGUGAUAGUUCACUAGGUCUCGAAGAUGACCGGGAAUUCCCUGUCGAAAUCCUUCCAUACCUCUUCCUUGGCAAUGCCGCAAACAGCGAGGAUAGUCAGGCUCUGGCCAGGCAUAGUAUACAGUAUGUGCUCAACGUCACACCUGACUUGCCCAACGUUUUUGAAGACCUGGGCAGUAUAAAGUACAUGCAGAUCCCAAUUACAGACCAUUGGUCGCAGAAUUUAGCAAGUCACUUUCCCAAAGCCAUAGAAUUUAUUGAUGAGGCGAGAUCUCGACAGAAAGGUGUGCUGGUUCACUGUUUGGCUGGCGUGUCACGUUCCGUAACUAUAACGGUCGCCUACCUUAUGUACAAAUGUUCCCUGAACCUCAAUGAUGCCUUUAACCUUGUUCGUUCACGCAAGUCCAACAUCGCACCGAACUUCCAUUUCAUGGAGCAGUUGCAUAAUUUCGAGCGAGAGCUGAAACUAGACGUGUCUUCCCAAAGUCCCCUUCCGUUGAUGGAGCAAUUAAGGCAGGAACAAAAAAACAGAGGCAAUAAAACCGAGCAAAGAAAACCAAAAGGACCAUGCCAGAACUGCGGCCUAACAGACGACUGCAAGUGUAGGCAGCACAGCGAGUUCCUGAGUCCCCUGGCCCAAAUCGGGGUCAGUCCGGAUUCCGGGAUAGAGUUCGACAGGUGGGCUUCGGGAACACCCGGUGAAUGAGGUCAUCAGGGAGGGUCGCAGUGGCACUUUUAAACCUUGAAUGUAGGAUCAUACCUGCAUGGUGUCACCGUCAUCCUCCCUUGCACAAGUUAAUAUGUCUUACUUCCUAAUAAUAUUAUUUUUAUCAUAUUUUAAAAUUUUAUGUGUAUAUGAAAUUAAUUUAAACUAUAUAUUCAAGUAAUGAACUUUAUUUAGCGCAUAACAAAAUUGUUUUAAAAUAUGUUAAUGUACUAAAUUUUUUAUUCCAAAUUCAUUUAUUGAUUCAUUUCAUUACUGGCCUAAAUAGAAAUAUUUCAUCAAACCUGGGAGGACAAAAUCAAUUAUUAUAUAUAAUUAUCUCACAGUAGUGUUGCCUGUUUCGUUGGACCAGUUAAGUAGUGUAUGAUUUUCACACGUUAAAAAGAGACAUGUAUUUUUUUGUUAUCUAGAGGGCAAAUUUUUUAAUAGCAAAUGUGAGGUGCUUCGCUUAAGGGAUGACACUUUCAGAGCUAUUUGGAAGUUUCCAAGUCCACCUUUUGUGUUCAGAAAAAAAUAUUAAUGUCGUCGCAUUUUGUAACAUACUCUCUUAAUUUUAAUGUAAUUAACAAUUAUGGUUAGUCAUUACCUUCAUUUGUUGUGUAUUCAGAUGACGUGAAAUCUAUAAAAACUUUUCUACAGCCAAAAAUUUAGUAUCACAUCUUUUUUUUUACGAAAUUUGGAAAUAUGAUUAUGUGGUACCUGUAGAUUUGAGGAUUUCUCUGAAAGUGAGAGAACGUGCAGACGUGCCCUCCAAAGGGUAAAUUUCUAAGAUGAUGGUUUUCAAAUAUAUCUGAGAGUGUUCCAUUUAAUGAUUAUAUUAAUUCGUUUAUUUGUUUUUGGUGUUGCGGCAUUUCAAAUUUUCAUGCAAAAAUCAUAAAAAUGCACAUUCAUGCAUUCGUAGGAUAUGUAUUUACUGCAUUUAUUUUAUUUUUGGGAAUUCUCGAAUAUCGUUCACGAUGGUCGAAAUUGUAUUAAUUAAUUGAUAGAUUCAUUUUUCUCUGACUUUCAAUGAUUACACAGCACACAGAAAAAUUCGUAACUUUUUAACAGAGUUUGAUGCCCCCUAGUAUUUUGACCCGUUGAAGACGAUGGAGACAUCAAAAAUGUUCCACCACGUCAGGAUUUUUCCCUAACCUCAAAGAAAUCGCUGAAAAUCAGUGGAAAUCUCGAUUUUCUGCAAAAAUGGAUUAGAUUUUGAAAUUAAAGUUCACAGGGGUGUUAAUAGGGUCAAAAUAAAAACUUUUUGUUCCUACACUUUUUUCUGUGCACUUUAAUUUCAAAAUCUUAACUAUUUUAACAAAAAAUCGAGAUUCCCACUGAUUUUGAGCUAUUUUUUGUGGAUAGGGAAAAAUCCUGACGUGAUGGAUCAUUUUUGAUGACUUCAUCGUUAAAAAAUAUAAGAAUUUUUUUUGUGCGCGUUAUUUUAAACGGACAUCUUUAAAAUUAUCCCCUGCAGCUGCUACACGCCACUGCCAACGCUGUUACCACAUUUCGAAGAACUUUCGUAUAUUAUUAGAAUUCAUUUUCUGUUUUUAACUCCGUCGUGUUCGAAAAUAUGUCAUGGGGGCAAAGUUUGAGUAUUUGUAACGUGAGACUACAAUUUCGAGCCAUUUGAACAUAAACAAUUUCGAGAACUCUCAAUGAAAUCGUUGUGACAAAAAUUCGAUUCAGGGCGUCAAAUACCAUUAUUAAAAAUAAUUUUUCAUUCUCUCUCACAUUGAAAUAUUAUUCUGUUAAGGACAGCAUUGGUAUAUUCGUAGUGGGUGGCAACAAGUUUUUAAUUUUGGUAUUUGGCGAACUUGGAUUGUUGGUAAAGAAAAGUUUUGUUUUUUAGUUUCUGUCAGUAUUAAAUGGUUAAAAUUGACAUUGCAUUCGAUUUGCAUGUAAGAUGUUACAAAUCAUAUUGUAUAUAUUGGAAACAUAAAAAUUAAGAAGACACUUCUCAGUCGUAACAAUAUUUUAGUUCGGAAACAUUCUGAUGCUUUUUCCUGAGUAAUUAGACUAUUUUCUGUGCCAUAUAGAGUUAAAAUUAUUUUCUCAUUGAUAGACGCAAAGAUUUAUAACUUAAAUCGCAGAUUAAUUUCGGGAUUUAUUUUAAACUAAAUUUUGGAGACGAUUUUCUUUGAAAGCAUUUCAGAUACUUAUCAGUUAGUGUUGCAUAUUUUGUAAACUAAUUAAAAACAUAUUUUUUUUCGUUCAUCCAUUGACUAGGAGUUGGGUUAGGUUCUCAGUAAAAACAAAACUGAGAACAGACAGCAAAAAACGAAAUCAAGAAAACUUUGUUCGUAGAUUUUGUUUCUUUAGAGAACAAAACGGGAACAGAAAAGCACAUGGGAAUGUUCUAGUUGAGAAUGAAAUAGAUGUUUUUGCAUUCAUAAGCUAAACUAGUCUUUGGAAGGGUUAAAGGCAGAUUUCAUUGCCGUCCACAAUAUUUGCCACUAGUAUAUGCGUUUUGAAAAGAUUGUUUCAGAAGAAUUUUUCCUGCAUGCACUUGUUCCGUUUUUGUUUACAAUUUUGUUUUUAGUGAUAAUCUUUAUAGUGUCAGGCAAAAAUGAGAUGUACUUCUUUGAAAAGAGAAGGAAAACUACUACUUAGACAACUACUAGUCGGAUACUAUACCCGAGUACCAUAAAAAUGGGCAGUGAUUCAUAUCCAGCACUUAGACGAGUAAAGGAGGUAAGGGGUGCAAGGGACAAAAUUCCAUAGGCGUGCUAUUUGAGAAGGGGUUAAAAAACAGAAAAUUAUAAAAAAUAAGUUCACUUUAGGAGGCUUAUAAAGGCUGGCAUCCUCUCAACAAUUGUCAAGUGCCGUCCUUUUGGAUGGCAAUGGUCCACCACCACCCAAUAACACCUACCUGAUGUGCACGCCGCAGAUAUCACACUUUAUCACUUAUAAUACACAGAAUACACUACUGCCUACUAUCUAUCAGUUGAAAAUGCUUCCAGAAAUGCCUGCCGUUUUCUUUGGACAUUAACAUCUUGCCAUACUUUUGUCACCGUAUGACCUUAAUUUUUCCAUGUUUCGUUCUACGAUUUAUUUUUCGAACUUCUAAUACUUGUCUCAAAUAGUUUUUUCGCUAUAUCAUUAUUUUCUCUUUUUCUAUCAGCAUACUCUUUCGAUUUCAUUUUAUAAAACGGAAACUCAUGUCACGCAUAGUUUGCAAAAGCACCCUUCUGGAUAUUCUAUGCAAAUUUUGAUCUUGUGAGAUAGCAGCUUGAAUUUUUUUGAUUGUCGGAAGUUCAUUUUUAAAAAACUAUCCAUGAAUUUUUCUGCGAUUCACGUAUUUUGUGUCGUCAUCAACAUCUGUCUUUUUCCUUCCGCGAGUUUCCACACUUUUCUGUUUUGCAGUCGAGUCUUAUUGCACAAUAUACACAUCUCACCAACAUUCAUAUUUUGGUUUCGUGCUAUAAGCCCUUCAUACACAUUUUUUAUCAUGUGAUAUUCCUGCCUUGUUAGAUGAGGACGCUUACUAUUACGAGAACACGCUGUAGAACUUGAAUUACUCUCUAUUUUAAGAAUACAAACUCAAAAUCUCUGAUAAAUUAAUUACGAUCACAAUUAAAUUAACGGAAAGAUAUCGUCGAACCUCUCCCGCGCGUAAGCCUAUUUGCCUGUGCCGAGAGGAAUACUCGGAUCCGAAUGAACGCAGCCCAAUUGAAACACCAAUGAAAGUGUAGAAUUUGCUGCAGCAGAGGAAUAUCCUGUGCACGUCAAACGAAAUCCAAGUGACGUCACACACCAAACACCAAUGAGAGUUUAGAAUUUGCUGCAGCAGAAGAAUUCCUAAAAUUGUGCAGUAUCGACUGCUGUGGGAGAAUGCGGCACACACAAUUUUAUGUGAAGAAUUACGAACGGCUCGUACUUCUCUUUGAGUUAACUGCUAAAAAUGGUGAGAUGGAUUAAAGAUGAAAUCACUGCCUAUUAUUUUGAUACCUGACUAUAGAUGGCAACUGUUCCAUAAAUUCCUUGUCAUCCUUAUUCCUAGUAUAAAUAAAUAUGACAGGGUGUUUAUGGGAGUUUCCACCUAGGGUUUUCGUUUGAUUGGUUAUCUAUAUUAUACAGGGUAUUCAUAAAAUUGUGGGCAAUCUCUUAGAUUUGGGCAAAUUUUGCAAAAAUAAUGUCGCAAGUUUAUUUAAAAUGUUUUUCUUGGGCUCACCCUUAGAGCUGUUAGCUUUUUUCAUUUAUACCCUUUUUCGUUCUCAUUAAAUAUAGAUAAUUUUUGGAUAAUACGCAAUUUACGGAUAACUACUUUGGACGCCUAGGCACAGAGCAAACACCUUUGGCUGUCCUGGCCCCAUAAAAAAUUAAAGACUUUUUAAUUUUGAUAAACAUAUGAAAUAAGUGCAUUACAUUUAAAUAACAGCUUUUACUCAGAAAUUGUCUAAGUUUAAUAAGAAAAAAAGAAGUUAUAACAAAAAAUCGAUUUUCAUCAUAAGUUCAAGAGUUAAUUCGGGUCAGCCCAUAGAAAAAAAUUAUAUAAACAGUUUUCGUCUAAUUGUGGACAUUGCACACAGUUUAGGUUAAGCUGUCUGCGUGCAGGGGGCAGUGUAGUGCCCAUCACAUCUAAAAGCGGUUAUCCACUAAACGGACAAAACAAAAACAAAACACAAACUCGUGUCGAAUAAAACAAAACCGUAACUUUUUGCAAAUUUUUUGAAGACUGUCGUGUUUUGUGAGUUGUUUUUAGUAUUGACUCAAUAAUAGUCGAUUUACAUGCAAUGUUUCCGAAAUAAAUAUUUCAUCGUCAUCACACAUUUUUAAUGUAUACCUUAGAUAUAAUAAAAUUGUGUAAAAAUUUUUCAUUUCAUAAGAAGACUGUUUUGGCAGCAAGUAUCAUGCACAUAAUUUUAGGAGUUAAUAAGGCUAGCCAAAUUUAUUAUAAUGUCGCACUUACUGCAAUAUACCGAACAAAAAUUGUAUUUUGUGCGGGGAAUCCUUAUAAAAUUCAGUGCGACAUUUUCGCGUAUCUACUAAGGUAAAUAUUGUAACAUUUAAAAUGUAUUGCUAAGAAAGGGCACAAAUAUUCAUUAUUUAUAGACACUUUUUAUGUCCAUGUUAUGUAUUCCAAUGCUGACUAACUAGCGAGGACUAACGGGGUAAAGAAAUGAAUAAAUCACUAUUUAUGAGCCUCACAAAUUAAUUUCAGAUAGUUAUAUUUUUCCAAAUACAGUGAAAAUCGGUUACAACAACAUUCAAGGGACACACAUUCUUUUGCUUGCUUGCAUUAGUUUCUCCGUUUUUAAUCUAUAUUAUACAGGAUGUUUCUAAAUAAUUGCGAAAUAUUUUAGGGGGCGGUUGCCAAAGUUAU